Messenger RNA from Kockovaella imperatae, 1823 nucleotides. Its product is annotated as chaperonin Cpn60/TCP-1 family. Gene Ontology annotation, molecular function: ATP binding; ATP-dependent protein folding chaperone; ATP hydrolysis activity. Bases 107 to 1753 code for a protein of 548 amino acids. NCBI's taxonomy places the organism in Eukaryota, Fungi, Basidiomycota, Tremellomycetes, Tremellales, Cuniculitremaceae. Gene Ontology annotation, cellular component: chaperonin-containing T-complex. The record is from RefSeq and is a predicted model, not a curated record. Gene Ontology annotation, biological process: protein folding. The transcript has 12 exons.
GCAUGAACAUUUCAGCAGCGACAGAGUAGCCUGGUGUUCGACAUUGCGCUCCAGCGAGAAUCGAUACUUAGGACCACUGUGGCAUACCCAAUCUUCGACGUCCACCAUGUCCAGUAUCGAGCUCAUCAACCCAAAAGCCGAAAGUGUCAGGCGGACACAGGCACUGCAGGUCAACACGGCCGGAGCUGUUGGCCUCGCCAAUGUAGUCAAAAGCAAUCUUGGGCCACGAGGAACAAUCAAGAUGUUGGUCGAUGGCUCGGGUCAGAUCAAGAUGACAAAGGACGGGAAGGUCCUGCUCUCCGAAAUGCAAAUUCAGAACCCGACAGCAGCUAUGAUUGCACGUACAGCCGUCGCUCAGGACGAGCAAGUUGGAGACGGAACAACCUCUGUCGUCUUGCUCGUUGGAGAACUGUUGAAGCAGGCGGACAGGUACAUUCAGGAAGGAGUUCACCCUCGAGUCAUUGGCGAAGGAUUCGACAUGGCUAAGAAGGAGGCUUUGUCGUUCCUCGAAACCUUUAAGCAAUCUCCUAACCUUGACCGAGCCAAUCUCAUCAACGUCGCUCAUACCUCCCUCUCCACCAAACUCCACUCUGCUCUCGCUCAGAAGCUUUCCGCAGACGUCGUUGAUGCCGUUCUGGCCAUCCGGCCACAGGAGGAUGAAAAGGGCUGGAGGGACCCUAUCGACUUGCACAUGAUUGAAGUGAUGAAGAUGCAGCACAAGGUCGACACGGACACUCAGUUGGUCAAGGGUUUAGUGAUGGACCACGGAGCCAGGCAUCCUGACAUGCCGAAGAGGGUCGAAAAUGCCUACAUCCUCACUUUGAACGUUUCACUGGAAUACGAAAAGACCGAGGUCAACUCUGGUUUCUUCUAUUCAUCAGCUGAACAACGUGAAAAGCUCGUGGAGUCCGAGAGGAGAUUCGUCGACGCGAAGCUGAAGAAGAUUGUCGAGUUCAAGAACGCCGUCUGCGACCAGGCCGUUGGAUCCGGAGAAAAGCAGAAGAACUUCGUCGUCAUCAACCAGAAGGGUAUUGAUCCAAUGAGUUUGGACGUUCUGACAAAGGCCGGGAUCUUGGCUUUACGACGUGCCAAACGUAGGAACAUGGAGAGAUUGCAACUGUGCUGCGGUGGUGUGGCUCAAAACUCUGUCGAGGAUCUCACACCUGACGUCCUGGGAUGGGCGGGAUUGGUUUACGAGCAUACACUGGGCGAGGAGAAGUACACCUUUGUAGAGGAGGUCAAAGAGCCAAAGAGCGUGACUAUGCUCGUGAAAGGCCCGAACGCGCACACUAUGACCCAGAUCCAGGAUGCUCUUCGCGAUGGGUUCCGGUCGGUCAAGAACGCCCUGGAAGACAAAUCACUCGUGCCCGGAGCUGGAGCCUUCGAAGUGGCGUGCUCUGCACACUUGGGAACCGCCUUGAAAUCUAGUGCGAAGGGCAGGACUAAGCUUGGAGUCGCUGCGUUCGCGGAGGCUCUCUUGGUCAUCCCCAAGACGCUUGCGUCAAACGGAGGAUACGAUGUUCAGGAUGCCAUUGUUGGACUGCAGCAGGAGGCAGAAGAAACGGAUGAUCCCGUUGGACUGGAUUUGAGGUCCGGAGAGCCUAUGAAUCCUGUUGUGGAGGGUAUCUGGGACAACUACAGAGUCAAGAGGCAAAUGCUACAUUCCAGUUCCGUCAUCGCUGUCAACCUCUUGAGCACAGACGAGAUCCUCCGAGCGGGUCGUUCAUCACUCAAGCCUGAAGGUGCUAUGUGAUGACCGUAGAGAGCGAGUUGAUUGGAGGGACUAUGACUAUAUGUAUGCAUCUACACGUCACCACGAUAGG